Molecule: messenger RNA, 3604 nt
Organism: Molossus molossus (Pallas's mastiff bat)
Lineage: Eukaryota; Metazoa; Chordata; Mammalia; Chiroptera; Molossidae
Gene: RASSF5
Product: Ras association domain family member 5
Exons: 6
Coding region: 15-1274 (419 amino acids)
Biological process (GO): signal transduction
Cellular component (GO): nucleus
Source: RefSeq, a predicted model, not a curated record
GCCGCGCACCGGGUAUGGUCAUGGCGUCCCCGGCCAUCGGGCAGCGCCCGUACCGGCUGCUCUUGGACCCAGAACCACCGCUCUAUGUACAGAGCCUGAGCGGCCCGGCGCCGCCGCCGCCGCCGCCACCGGGCCGGUCCUCCCGCCGCUGCGCCCCCGCACCCAUCUCCACUGCGCCCGGGGCGCACGAGGGACGCGGCGCCCGGAGGGUUACCCGCGGGGACCUGGAACCCCCACCCCGGGCCUCCCGCCCCGCUCGCCCUCUUCGGCCUGGACUGCAGCAGAGACUGCGACGUCGGCCUGGAGCGCCCCGGCCCCGAGACGUGCGGAGCAUCUUCGAGCAGCCGCAGGAUCCCCGCGUCCCGGCGGAGCGAGGCGAGGGGCACUGCUUCACCGAACUGGCGCUGCGGAGCGGCCCAGGCUGGUGCGACCUGUGCGGACGAGAGGUGCUGCGGCCGGCGCUGCGCUGCGCUAACUGCAAAUUCACCUGCCACCCGGAGUGUCGCAACCUGAUCCAGCUGGACUGCAGUCAGCACGAGGGCGCAUUCCGGGACAGAGCUUCUCCAGAAAGCACCCUCACUCCGACCUCUGACCAGAAUGUCUGCAAACCCGCAGAAGAGCCUCGGUGCCCACCCACACUGCAGGAGAUCAAGCAGAAGAUCGCCAGCUACAACAGCCGGGAGAAGAACUGCCUGGGCAUGAAGCUGAGUGAAGACGGCACCUACACAGGCUUCAUCAAAGUGCAUUUGAAACUUCGACGGCCGGUGACGGUACCUGCCGGGAUCCGGCCCCAGUCCAUCUAUGACGCCAUCAAGGAAGUGAACUUGGCAGCCACCACGGACAAGCGGACGUCCUUCUACCUGCCUCUCGACGCCAUCAAGCAGCUACACAUCAGCAGCACCACCACGGUCAGUGAGGUCAUCCAGGGGCUGCUCAAGAAGUUCAUGGUCGUGGACAAUCCCCAGAAGUUUGCACUUUUUAAGCGGAUACACAAGGACGGGCAAGUGCUCUUCCAGAAACUGUCCGUCGCCGACUGCCCCCUCUACCUGCGCCUGCUGGCUGGGCCCGACACGGACGUCCUCAGCUUCGUGCUAAAGGAGAAUGAGACCGGAGAGGUGGAGUGGGACGCCUUCUCCAUUCCCGAGCUCCAGAACUUCCUGACCAUCCUUGAAAAAGAAGAGCAAGACAAAAUCCAGCAAGUGCGGAAGAAGUAUGGCAGGUUUAGGCAGAAACUGGAGGAGGCCCUCAGAGAGUCCCAGGGCAAACCUGGCUAACUGGUCCUGCGUCCUCUGCUCCCAAGGCCCACGGAUUGAUUUUUAUUAUUAAUUAUUGUUUUGCCACAGACACUUUUUCUCAGGACACCCCUGAUGGAUGCGUUUGUGCCUGCCCAGCAGUCCCAGAGGUGGCACAGUCUCGGACGAACACGUGUACGCAUGGGGCGGGGUCCUGCCACCCCCGGGCAGUGCCCGUCUGCACCCUGCCAGGCGGCACUCCUGUGAAGAGCAACUAGCGUCCUCUUGCGAUCUGCAAGCCUCUCACAACCCAAAUAAUUGCACUGGAACCAUUCACACUAGUCGGCAAAGGAAAGAAAAAAGGGUUCAGAGACACGUGUUCUUUCUCUGGCUUUUAUUCUUCCAUUUUUCUUUAUUUGCUUCCCACAGUACCAUUAUUUAUGAGUCAAAAGCUGUCAUGUAUCCCUUUAGCAGGUCAGCGCUAAGCCCCUGAAAGCAGGAUAAUGCUCAUCAAAGGAUUGUCCCCCACGGGCCCCAGAUGCUCAGGUCAGGAGCACCAGAGAUGCUCCUGAGUUGUCUGGAGAAGCUGCAGCCGGGCCCUGGCCCUCAUUGCCUGAGUCUGUGCACCUGUGAGCCCAUAGGUCUGCGCCUGCGUAUGUGUGGUGCUUAGCCAACAACUCUGUGGUCUUAAGUUACAACGUUCUUUAAUGCUGCCAUCGCCCUCGUGUUUCCACCAAGGGGAAACCAGCUGUCCACCGUUUAGAAGUCUCCUGCUCAGGAUGGAUCAGGCAGGCAGAGAAAGCCAAGAAGCUUCGUGGAGAAAUGUGUCCCGGCGUCUUCAGCCUUCCCCAGCGAGAGGACAGGGGAGAGCCUGGCUGCCUUCGUUUCCCGGCCCCGGCCCUGUCUCUCCUCCCGGGACGCGGAGUCUCCAGGUGCUGCUGGGGAGCCGCCUUGCGUGCAGAGGGCAGCACCUCCGACCAGCCGCCUGGAGUCCUUGGUGUUCUGAAGCGAGGGCCAGCCCGUGGCACUGCACUCAGAGAGCCGGGGGCUGGCCUCCCGCUGACCUCCAGUGCCUUUUUGUUUCCAGAAAGAUAGGAGCAGGGAGAGUUGCUUGAAGCGUUGCUGCUGGCUUGUUCCUGCCAGGAAGUGGACCGUGGCAGUGUGGGAGCAAGGCCAGGAGAGCCUCCCUCUACAUGUGAGGUCAGGGUCCCACCUUCCCAUUGAACGCCCUGUGCUUUGAUUCCCGUAAGUGAUGUCAAACCACACUGCCAGGGCGGAUCAGGUCCCGGCUCUCCAUUGGUACUGGCUCCUCGUUUCAGUCCGAACUUACAAGUACACUAGCCAAACAACCCCAGCAAGUAGCCAGGGCUGCAAAGACUCCAGUGCCGAGAGAGAAAGACGCUGAACUUUAAAGCAGGCAGGUGUUCCAAUCCGGCCUCUGAGAGACCAUUUCUUCAGUGUCUUCUGCCUUCCCAGGUCCCUCUUGGGUUGGUCCAAGCUUGAGUUUCUUUGUGUAGCCUCAGAAGUUCCCUCCCCGACCCUCGCGGAAUCCACACUGCCCUGACCCCAGAAGGAAUGCUGACCCUUCCUCGGACACUCUGCUGGUCUUCGGAGCUGCAAAAGCCAGACAGACCAGCAGCUUGAAAAGAUUUUUUAAACCACAAGCCCCUGGGGACCUGCCAUCUCAUGCUCAGCCUUAGCACUUCCCUCUCUUAAAGACUCUCUCUCCUGCUGCAUAGCGAAGGGAAGGGGCGGAGAGUUGUUUUCCUUCAUGCUGCAUGUCUUGACCAUGAAUAAAAGGCACGGCUCCUACUGCAACUGCUUUGAAUGCUGCUGAGAGCCUCCUUGUGAUGGGGGUGGCUGUUUUAUUUUUGAGAACAAAAGUCAUGUACAUAUAUACCAUAAAGGCAUACAUAGCUAUAUAUAAAGAGAUGGGGGUGUUUAUGAAAUAAGAAAAUUAUGGGGAAAUGCAGAUUUUAUCUAAAGCACAGUUAGACCCAGGACCCAGGCUGAGGUCCAAGCCUCUCAAUACAGUGUGGAUCAAGUAUCCCUUCCCUCCAGAGGUGGGUAUGACUGCUGGUAGUGCCUUUUAUCGUCCUCUUGCCCAGUGUGUGUGUGUGUGUUUGUUUGGAGGAUAUUUUCUCCUUAAAUGUCUUUCUUAUCGGGUUUUUAAAAAAGUAAUAAAAGCUCGUUGCAAAAACGACUCAGGCUGGAGACCUCGUCCUUGAACUUGACCCUCUCGUGGAACGUGGGAGCUGGGAGAGAGGGUGGGUACCGAGAUGAGCACACGCUUCCUGGCAGUCAGACUUCCUUUUGCCUGAGAACAGAGGCAGGAAGGGUAUGUUCAAAUAAUCUCGAGAGCACUGCUGGUG